AAUAUUUGGCUAAGAGAAAAUAUGAAAUAGUAACUUGCUCAGAUGAGCAUCAUGUUGUCAGUGUUUAGGCUUCUUCCUCUCCUGUUUACUCCCUGUCUGACUCACUGGACACCAUGUGCCUUGAAAUUGCUAUGAUCCAUCAUCCCUCUGUGUGUGUCAUAAUAGCUGUCUGCAAUCCAGGGCACCCAGGUGAAAUCACAGCACAGUGAGCAGCCAGAGCAGCACUGGGAAGAGCUGCCACCUCCACCUGGAAUCAGAGGCAGGGGAACAGAAAUUCCCCCCAUCCCUCUGUGUGAGGAACUGAGCUGCAGAGCUUCAGCUCUCACUGAAGAGAGAGUUCUUGCCCUUGCUACAGAAGAAGCUUGUGCAGGGCUUUGAGGUCCCACUGGUGUUUCAGCCACUCAUCCCAGUUUGGUGACAUCAGCAGCAGUACAUGGUAAUUCUAUCACCUUCUGGCCAUCCCAAUGAUGAAAUCAGAAGCUAAGGAUGGAGAAGAGGAAAGCCUGCAGACGGCAUUCAAAAAGCUAAGAGUUGACACAGCUGGAUGUACCACUUCUCUCUCUGUGGAUGAUGGGACAAGUCCCAGAGCAGUAGUUAGAACAGUGGCAGAUGAAACCAAGCCUAAGAAUGUCUGUGCUUCUAAGGAAACCUGGCAUGGGUCUGUAAAGAAGCCCUCGAGAGGAGUUGUGAGAACCCAGCGUCACAGGCGUUCCAAGUCUCCAAUUCUUCACCCUCCCAAGUUUAUCCACUGCAGCACAAAAUCACAUUCCAGAUGCAGCCAGCUGGUGCAGAAGAGCCAUGCUGAUGCCCAGGAGGACAGCAGUGGGUUUGGGAUGCCAGUUCCAAAGGAAGCUUGUGCACACGAACGCUGCAGCGUCGCUCCGGACGUUGGCCAGAAGGGAGCUGAGGAGGCUUUGGGAGUUUCUGUUGCACGGUUGACAUCAGAGAACACACAGGGGAACUCUCCAGCUGCAGAUUCUCCAGUAUCCAAAACAAGCCUAAAGACUACAGAGCUUUCUGACUUCCAGUCUAUGUCCAAGCUGAACACGGGUGAGCCAUGUGCAUGUGCAGAUAAAGCCUGUCAGUGCAAACUGUGGCAAGAUAUGGAAGUGUACAAAUUCUCUGGCUUGCAGAGCACCCUCCCACUGGCACCUGACAGAACAGUUUGUGAGGAGCACUCCCAGCCUUUGCUAUCAAGAACUCCCUCAAGUUCUCCACGCUCGUGCUCUGAGCAAGCCAGGGCCUUUGUGGAUGAUGUGACAAUUGAAGAUCUUUCAGGAUACAUGGAGUAUUACUUGUAUAUUCCAAAGAAAAUGUCUCACAUGGCAGAAAUGAUGUACACCUGACAGCAACAUGCACUAAAACCAGAAGGGUGGCUGGUUUAAAUCUGCCCUCAGGCACGUCAUGUGAAUAUGCAACCCACUCCCUGCUCACUGUGCUUGCAAUAAAAACACUUCUUUGCAUCUCA
Molecule: messenger RNA, 1468 nt
Organism: Ficedula albicollis (Collared flycatcher)
Lineage: Eukaryota; Metazoa; Chordata; Aves; Passeriformes; Muscicapidae
Product: oxidative stress-responsive serine-rich protein 1
Exons: 4
Coding region: 465-1346 (293 amino acids)
Biological process (GO): cellular response to hydrogen peroxide
Source: RefSeq, a predicted model, not a curated record